UGCAGCUGGCGGGCGAGAUCGACCUCUCGUUAGACGUUGAUAUGUACAACAUCGACCUUUUUGACGCUGCGACCGGCGAGAUAGAGGAGCUUCGGGAUAGGGACGUCGUUGUUAUCUGCUCGUUUUCGGCUGGAACUUUCGAGGAGGGUAGGAUCGAUUCAGACGAUUUCGAGUCGGACUGGUUGGGGGGCGGGGUGGAGGACGGGUUUGAAGGCGAGAGAUGGCUCAACAUCACGGCUGAGGGAGUGCUUACGGUAAUGAGAGCAAGGCUGGACUUGGCUACGAACAAGAGCUGCCAUGGGGUGGAGCCCAGCAAUGUCCAGGUGUACUUGGAAGAAAACUCUGGCUUUAACAUCACCGCAAGCGAUCAGCUGACGUACAACACGUGGCUGGCGGGGCAGGCGCACGAUCGAAAUUUGUCUGUCGGGCUCCGGAACGAUUGGCUGCAACUGGACGACCUGGAGCCGUCCUUCGACUGGGCUUUGAGUGAAGACUGUCUUUUCCAGGGGGAGUGCGGGGCCUACGAGCCUAAUUUUAUCUCUGCCGGCAAGGCCGUGCUGGACGUGGAGUACUUUCAGUUCGAUCUGGCGUUUUGCGACAACGUCACGGCUUCUGGGCUGGACAUCAUCAUCAAGGACCUGUCACUUGAUGCUAGAAGAUGCAGCUGCCAGAACCCUUCCACGCACAUCGACUGCGACGAGCUCCUUACCCAGAGCCCUACGGUAGCGGCGGACAGCUCAUCGUCGUGGGUUAUCGCCACCGCUGUGGGCGCGUCGUUGUUCAUCAUUCUCGCCGCGACGCUGGUGGGCCUGUGGCGACUCAGAAAGGCAGGGGGCGGGGGCGACGGCAGUAACGGGGGAUGGGUUAAUGAAGGCGACGGGGAGAUAUCCGGGAUAGGGUUGGAUGGCACCAGUUAAAGGGGGGAUGGAGGAGGUCAGGGGCAACCGGCAUGCAACAAGAGAGAAAGCGGGGCGUUCCAUGUCUGUGACGGCGGCAGGAAUCCGGAAUUUCAGCCGGCAUUAGGCGCCAAAGGGUCAAGUAUCUUCAGGCACGCAGCACGGACUCUUUUGCAGAAACACUCAAUCUGCGCGCAGACAAGGGCUACGUGGUGGAGUUUUUUUUGGCGGGGGGGCAUACUGUGUGUUUCAUUCGUCAGACCUAAAACCUUUGUUUUCGCCACAUGGAAGGUGGGAGGAGUUUGCUGUGUGUUCCACGCUCGCCCCAGUGUCACGCCGAGCUUGCAUGGACCCUUGUAUUUCCAGAUUGACCGCGUUGCGGGACGCGCCUUGUUUCCUAGAUCUCGUCACUUUCUCUCUCCUUCCCGUAUUGCGCACACCAAGCGAUUCAUAAUUAUAGUACGGUAACGUUCAUGUUCUUCAGGCGAAGUUCUUGCAAUAGCGAUAAAUACAUGGAGAAGCGAGGUCAUUAUGGUCGUCCCCAUUUUUCUUGGGGUUCGGAAACUUCUCGCCGUCCUCUUCCCAGGCAUUUGUUUUUUGCUUCAACAAAAUAGAUCAUCAAUACCAACCCGUACCACGGUCCUAGGUUGAAGCUGACUAGCGAGUUACGAUAUCGUUGUACACUGGUGGACUUUUUAGCGGGAGGGGUAGACAUCAUCAGACCUCAUUAUUUGUUUUUCUUUAAAGAGAUUUAUUCCUUUCGUAAAACACCAUCCGGGAAUGAGAUCGUGAAUUCAACUGUUAAAUCGUGGAUUUUGUAAAGGAUCAAGCAGCGUGCGUUUGUUGAGGCAAGGCAUACUUUUCUAGGUGUAGACGAGCGCGUUGUUCCACCCACCAGGGAAACGUCUUAUUUUUGUCGACAAGCUUCUUUCUGUCCGUCAAUCGAUGUGCAUUGUUCUCAGAUGGCGAAUUUGUCGGCGAUCGUGAUUCGCCUUCGCUGCGGGUUUCUCGAGGACGGUGGUAGCGAAUGGGGGUAUCGCAAACCAUGGUAGAAUUGGCCCAAGAUGUGUACCCUAGCCGUUUACGGCAUCGGUGAGCCCGAUGUGUGGCGAGAGAUGGUGUGACAGAUUCAGAUGCAGCCGUAUUCUUCUGUCAUCUGUAACUUUCAUUUAACAUCGGUUCAAUCACCUUCUUGCCUCG
This is a messenger RNA of Ectocarpus sp. CCAP 1310/34, 2096 nucleotides long. The record is from the annotation of a GenBank genome assembly. NCBI's taxonomy places the organism in Eukaryota, Phaeophyceae, Ectocarpales, Ectocarpaceae.